GAGACAUCCUGGAAAGAGGACCUCGAGUACACGACCUCAUUCGAGGCGGCCGGCCAAGUCAAUUGGCACGUGGUUCAUUCAACCAAUAAGGCCGUCUACUACAUGUUCGUCUUCUCUUUCCCAUACCAUUUGACCUGCUUUGCAUGUACCAACACGCUUGGAGACUUCAACCUAUCGGUGCACGAGGCCCCGCCCACGUGUGGAGCAGGAGCCGACGAGACCCAGCUAGGCACCCAGAUUGACUUCAUCAUAGGCUGGAUCAACACCAAGCUCCACCAUGGCGCCUCUCGUCAAAACCUUGGCUCGGGACAAGCCGAAGACUACGAAGGAGCUCUAUCAAUGGUCCUGUCAUGCGCCACGGCCAUCACAAGUGCUCCGGACCUGGUUCUUAGCAGCCAGAUUGCAAGCACACACGCGUGCCGAGACGUAGACUCCAACUACGCAAACCUGACGGAGGACCUGAACAUCUCCACGGCAGAGAUCUCAGACUCGAUUGCCCCGAUCAAGCUUCAGUUCGACUACUACCUCACCGAGGGCUGCCAGUCCCUACCUGAGCAUUGGAAUGUGUGCGAGCUGAUCCUUCUACCGAAGCCACAUAAACCACUUCGCUCACCAGCUCAUCUCCGGCCCAUCUGCCUGUUGAGCUUACAGGCCAAGCUGUUAGCAUCGGUGGUAGCAGGUCGUCUCCAACCCUAUGUCUCCAAGUACCUGGAGAACCUGCCACAGUACGCGUACGUGGCUCAUCGGACAUUAGCCCAGGCGCUAGAGCGAGUCAUAGGGCACUGUGCUGAAGUGAGGAGACUGGUUCAGCAACAAGCCUCCACACUGCACUCCCGAAGACAAGGGAGCACGUCUCUCAGUCUCUAUGGUGGUUGCCAGCUAUCGCUAGACAUCACAAGUGCGUAUGAUCACGUGCCCAGAUCGGCACUACGGCUGGCACUCCAAGAUGCAGGCACUCCCGACAACCUCAUACAGGCCAUCCUUCUCAUACAUGAGCAGGCCCGCAUCAAAAUCAAACACGCAGAUCAGGAGACCUUGAUCAGUCUGCACCGCGGACUUCGACAAGGCUGCGGCCUCGCGCCCAUCCUGUGGGCUCUGUACAGCGGUUGGGUGCUGAAACAGAUGAAUGAUCCCACACAACUGUCAGUCACUGAUACUGCCACCGUCUACGCUGAUGACCAGCAUUUCGCCUGGACCAUAAGGCACCGUCUGGGAAUCGCCAAAGGGACCUUCACCAGGGCUGUGUAUGGCCAGCACUUCUUCAUGGGCUCGAUGUUACAGGUCUUCCGCAACUUGAACUUCAGAGACUCAGAGACUCUCUGCAGCGGCGACAUCUACAAGACGGCAUGCCACAAUGCAGCGUGCAUUGAUGAUAUCAAGAAAAGCAACAUCAGUCUGACAAGCCCGUGCCCGUACUGCGGACUACAGUUCACCAGGCGAGCCAGACGGUGUCCUCCGGACGCAAGCUUUCGGAUCAUGUUCGGAACCUUCCAGUCGGAGUGUCCAGUUCAGACCGAGCUGCAGGCAGCCACACAGGACCUGGACAUGCUGAAGUCCCUACUGCCGACAGCCCUGAACCUCCAGCAGUUUCAGUACCACCAGUCCAUGGAGAUCGAGGAGCAGGAAGCCGACCAGCGACCUCAGAAGUGGCAAAAGCCGGGACCCAAGGGAGCUCCUCAAGGAGGAAAGGGCAGACGCCACAAUCCACAGGGCUCACGCUACAACAACUCCUGGAGAAACAACGAUUGGGGAGGUCACCGACAACAGGAUCAGGAGACGUGGGCACCUCGCUCUUCCCGGGCCACAGCACAGGAUGCGGACCAGCACAAGCAGAUGGCAGAACUAAAAGCCAUAGUCUCCAUGCUCAGCACGCUGGUGCUCAGGCAGGAAGUGCAAAUGAAUGUGAGCCGACAAGACACCGCCUACGUCAUCUUCAUCCAAACCCACAACUCCGACAGUUUGGCGAUGAGCCUCUUCCGCAUCGGAGAACAAUGGCGUCAAACCAAGAUCGAGAAGCCGGAGCAAUUGAAUGCACCGAUGAGGGUUGUUAUGUUCCAACAUUUCAUCUCGACUGUCAGGGACAGGUUUACGCAGAUGACGACCUCACCAUCGGCAAAAUCCAAGGCGCGGGAGUUGGGCUACAUGCUGGAGAAGGACGACAGGAUCCCGGGACUCCGGUGGGACCACACGGAGAAGAAGCACGUCCUGGACGACAAGGCGACCACCUUGUCGACGGAGGAAGUGAUGCAGGAUCUCAACCAGCUCCUCGUUCUGAGCUCCAAGACCCUUGUCAUCUCCCGCUUCCACGGCAUGCGCAAGCUCAGCGAGGAGUACACGUCCCCGACACUUGGGAUGUUCCUGGAAAUCGGCAUGAGGACCCAGGAGGCCCAGGAAGCGUGGUCCAUCCUGCAUCGCCUGAGCGGCUCGGCAACAUGGAUGGCUGCCAGUUGCUACCUUCGCCACGAAAGGCUGCAGAUGAGUGCUUUGGCCAAACGAUUGGCAACAGUCACCAAGUGA
Molecule: messenger RNA, 2517 nt
Organism: Symbiodinium necroappetens
Lineage: Eukaryota; Dinophyceae; Suessiales; Symbiodiniaceae
Source: the annotation of a GenBank genome assembly